Vombatus ursinus (common wombat) is the source of this 1479-nucleotide messenger RNA. RefSeq names its product cytochrome P450 2B11-like. Gene Ontology annotation, molecular function: iron ion binding; heme binding; oxidoreductase activity, acting on paired donors, with incorporation or reduction of molecular oxygen, reduced flavin or flavoprotein as one donor, and incorporation of one atom of oxygen. The transcript is spliced from 10 exons. NCBI's taxonomy places the organism in Eukaryota, Metazoa, Chordata, Mammalia, Diprotodontia, Vombatidae. Gene Ontology annotation, cellular component: intracellular membrane-bounded organelle; cytoplasm. The record is from RefSeq and is a predicted model, not a curated record. Gene Ontology annotation, biological process: xenobiotic metabolic process.
AUGGAUGCUGGAAGAUUCCUCCUCCUGGUUAUCUUCCUGGGGCUCCUUCUGCUCCUAGCCCACAGACCCCAGAAAGGCAACCUCCCUUCAGGGCCCUCACCUUUGCCUCUGCUAGGCAACCUGCUGCACAUUGCCUGCCAUGGCAUCAUCAUGUCGUUCUUGGUGUUUCAAGAUAAGUAUGGGGAUGUGUUCACUGUCUACCUGGGUACCCAGCCAGUGGUUGUCAUGUGUGGACCAGAGGCUGUGAAAGAAGCUGUGGUGAAGAAUGUAAAGGUGUUCUGUGGCCAUGGCAUCCUUGCCAUAUCUGAUUCAGUCUUCCAGGGAUAUGGGUUCUUUUCUAGUGGUAGACAACAACAUUGGAGCACACCUCACAGAUUCUCAAUUACUACCCUCAGGGACUUGGGGAUGGGAAAGAAGAGUGUUAAAGAGAACAUAAAGACUGAAGCCCAAUGCUUGGUAGAGGAACUCCGGAAAUCCCAGGGGGUCCUUCUGGACCCUACCUUUCUUUUCCAUUCAGUCAUGGCCAACAUCAUCUGUUCUCUUGUGUUUGGCAAGUACUUCUUAUACCAGGAUACUGAGUUCCAGGGACUGUUGAAUGUGUUAACUGAAGCUUUCACCAUUAUCAGCUCCUCCUGGAUUCAGUUGUUUGAACAGUUCCCACACUUGCUGAAGUUUUUUCCUGGGCCCCAUUGCCGUGUGUUGAAAAUUGCUCAGCAUGUCAAAGAAUUCAUUGCAAGCAAUGUUGAGAAGCACCAAGAGAGUCUGAACCCCAGUGCCCCUUGGGACUUGGUAGACAGUUUCCUGCUCCGCAUAUAGGAAGAGAAGGAGGUCCCAGGUUCUGAGUUUGAUCAUAGGUCCCUCAUCUUUACCAUCCUGAAUUCAUUCCCUGCCGGCACUGAGACAAGCAGCGCCACCCUGCACUAUGGCUGCCUCUUGCUUCUCAAAUACCCCCAGGUGGCAGAGAAAGGCCAGGAAGAGAUUGACUGGAUAAUAGGGAAGAAUCAUUCUCCAGAACUCCAGGACCGAGCCAAAAUGCCCUACACUGAUGCUGUCAUCCAUGAAAUCCAGAGACUCAGUGACCUCCUCCCUCUGGGUAUACCUCACAUGGUGACCGAGGGCACCUUCUUCCCAAGAAAUUCUAGAAUUUCCCCAGAAGGUACUGAUGUGUUCCUUUUCCUGAGCUCCAGUCUGAAAAAUCCUCAUCAUUUUGAGAAGCCACAUAUCUUUGACCCCAACCACUUCUUGGAUGCCCAAGGAGCUCUGAAAAAGAAUGAAGCCUUCAUCCCUUUCUCCAUGGGGAAAUGCAUCUGUCUAGGUGAGAGUAUUGCUCGAUCAGAACUCUUCAUUUUCCUCACCACCAUCCUGCAGAAUGUCUCCCUGGUCUCCUCCAAGCCCCCUGAAGACUUGGACAUCAGGCCCCAGGAGAGUGGCUUAGGGACAGUGCUCCAAAACUAUGAGCUCCACUUUCUGCCCUGCUGA